Molecule: messenger RNA, 2899 nt
Organism: Oryza sativa Japonica Group (Japanese rice)
Lineage: Eukaryota; Viridiplantae; Streptophyta; Magnoliopsida; Poales; Poaceae
Source: RefSeq, a predicted model, not a curated record
AAAAUUGCCGGAGGGGAGAGAAAAUCCAUGGAAUCCGCCUAUUUAACCAUGAGAAGGGAGAAGCGAAGAUAGGAGAGAGAAGAACACCACCACCAAUCCACCAUCACGAGGAGGAGGAGAAGAGAAGACGCGCAAGCGAAAUCCAGGGGAGGAGGGCGAGCGAGAGAGAGAGAGAUUCUCGCGGCAGGAAAUGGCCCAUUCCGCUUGCUGCUGGACUCUGAUCUGAUCUAUUGGAAUGGUUCAUCCCAGGUUCCUUGUUGCUUGUUCAGGCUCCAAAUUGUGCUUCAUCUCCAAUUGUUGCAGUAACUAUUGGAACAUGAUUGGUGGUGGGAUGGUGAAAUCAUUAGUGCUGAUGGGGUUCGAUUCAGAAGCCACAUUGUAGUUUUAGCCUUCUUGUGUCAUCAUAGUUUAGCUGAUUAUUACUGGAACAAUUGCUAGAGACUUUGUUGCUGAAAAUAAGAGGCUGAAAUGGAUCAUGGUAAAAUCUGAAUAGGAACAAAGUGUGGGCAAGAGGAAAAUUGGUUUCCUUUUGCUGGAGUAACUCUAGUGAGAUGGGUUUGCCUCAGGUUCCUGCAAUCAAGGAGGAAGUGCUUCCUACAAUGAGUGCAUCUCUUAUUGUUCGUCCUCAUUUUGCGGGGAAUAGCACCUGUCAUUUGGGUAAGCUUCCUGCAGAAAGCUCAAGUAACAGGGCAUCUCCAUGCUCAUACAUCAGUGAUUUCAAGAGAAAUGAUGUUUUAGAUUCUUUGAAUGGAUUUGAUGGCAAUUUUAGAGCCAGCCAUGCUGCUUAUGGGCCUGCAGGCUUCCAAGGUCUAAAACCUGAUACAGGGGAUGUAGGUUCCAGAUCAGGCCCUAAAUUGGGAUCAAAUGUUCAGAUGCCUGCAAUGAGGAUUGUUGGCUUUGAAUCAGGUUUUGCUAAUUCCACUGGAGGUCCUGAUACGAUGGUAGCUGACAAUACGGAUUCACCUUUAGUUAUUGAUAAUUGCCAUUCAUUGAUUGAACAGCAUGGGCCUCAUGCGAGGAAAAGGGUGUUGUCGCCUUUGAACAAUGCGCUCCCUGGACAUUUCCGAGGUGAUGCCCUGAAUAUUGGUUCUGGUGAUGCCAAAAUUCAGCAUUCUGAUUGUGCUAGGAGACUUUAUACUUCUGGCUUUCAAGAUCGUAAAAAGGCAAAUACUGCAAUUCUUGAUUCUUUUGAGGCACCUACAUGGCCAGCUUCGAGAUACUCCAACUGGAGUACAGAGCAGGGUGUCGAUAAAUUUAGUGGUAGUACAUUCACUGAUGGUCCUUUGCUUGAGAGCAGGGAGUCAUUUCCUUGUUCAGAUCACCUGGAAGCUCUUGAAAGUGUUGCUGUUCCACUUGCAAAAUUGGCACAUCCUCCUCUGCUUAAUCUGUCUCCUCUUGGCCCAACAUGGAUGCAUGGAACAAAUACUGUAGGAUCUCAUGGAGAAUCAUUGAGAGAAACUGAAGGUUCAACCUGUGAAGGGUAUUCAGAAGGUCAUGGUAGGUCAAGGAUAAGAGAUGCGUUUGAAAAAACUAAUAUCUUACAUGAUGACUUUGAUAUGAGGAUCCCUAAGAAGAGUUCAGAUAGAAAAUCUCAAAACUGGGGCCCGGAAUCUGCCUCUGUAUCCCCACGCAUUGGAUGUAUUCGGAGUAUUGGUCUCCUUCCUGUACGAAGGUCGUUAAUUGGCUCUUUUGAGGAAUCUCUUUUAUCUGGUCGCUAUUCCUGUGGAAAAGACAAUCAGAAUAUUGACGGUUUCCUUGCUGUCCUGAAUGUGACUGGUGGUAACUUCUCUCCCCCAACUCAGAAGCUUCCAUUUUCAGCUACCAGCAUUGAUGAGAACAGCUCCUUACUCUACUAUUCAUCGAUCGAUCUUGUGGGGAGGCUGCCUAUGAGCAGUAGCAAAAGCCCAAAGCUCAAAAGAAGCCUGAGUAAUCAUGAUUCACGAUCAGCGAAGAGUCGGUUACGUAUCCCAGUUAAAGGGCGUGUGCAGCUGGUUGUCAGUAACCCAGAGAAGACACCGCUACAUACCUUCUUCUGCAACUAUGAUUUGAGUGACAUGCCUGCUGGAACCAAGACUUUCAUGCGGCAAAAGGUCACUCUGUUCCCUGUUUCUCCCUCUAAUCAAAAGAAAGAAGGAAGCAAGGCCAAUGAAACAAAGGUCGAGUCAGUCCAGUUUGGGAGUGAACUUAGAGAAUGCGGCACUCUAUUUUCUGAAUGCUGUAGACCAGGGCAGAACUGCAACUUGAUCGAUGACUCGGAAAAGGGCGGCCGCAAGAACAUGACAUGUUGCUCUAUGGAGUGUGACAUUAGAGAAUCAAAUGACUCUAGCUCUCUAGAAACUUCAGAAAAUGGCAGUAGUACCAAUGUUUGCUGUUGUCAAUCAGACACAUUUCCCUUAGGUGAAAAGAAAUACUGCUGUAGAUCGUCCAAGAUCAAUGAUCCAGCUGGAGGUGCUCUUCGUUAUGCUUUGCACCUACGAUUUCUGAGCCCAUUUGCCAAGAAACCGUCAAGAUCUAUGCAGCGUAGCAAAUCUGAUGUAUCAUCAGAACCAUACAACCAUAGUUCAGGGCCUGAGGAACACAGACGAUUCUAUCUCUACAAUGAUGUUAGAGUUGUCUUUCCUCAAAGACACUCAGAUGCAGAUGAAGGCGAGCUGCGGGUCGAGCACGACUUCCCUGCUGAUCCCAAGUACUUCGACAUAAGCAACUGAUAUUUACUCGCGCACUUCACAUGAAAUCUGUAUAUAUCAUACCCUCAUUAACCCGUCCAUCAAUCCCUUGUGUUCAUAAACAUUCACCCAUUUGUAUAGGACUAAAAUCUUCCAAUGAAAUACCUCAUUUCGUUCAGAAUCUUGUGCAUAGUCUCUAAAUAAUGUUUUCACCAUACAUGGUGAUGUUGUCA